Molecule: messenger RNA, 2460 nt
Organism: Nelumbo nucifera (sacred lotus)
Lineage: Eukaryota; Viridiplantae; Streptophyta; Magnoliopsida; Proteales; Nelumbonaceae
Product: RNA-binding (RRM/RBD/RNP motifs) family protein
Biological process (GO): regulation of translation
Molecular function (GO): mRNA binding
Source: RefSeq, a predicted model, not a curated record
UCGUCAUCCAUCAUCUCCAUUUCUUACACACCAGAAGAUCGCAAACGUCUUCCUCCCUCUCCUCUCUAUUUAUAUUACAAUUUACAACUUCUCAGAUUCGAAACCCAACCAUAUACAUCUCCUUUCUUUUCUGUAUUUAGUGUAAAAUUUCAUUGUAUCGAACGGAAUUGGAAGAAGAAAGAAAGAGUAAGGCAAAAGGGGGGCCUUUUCGAGGAGGAUGAACACGCCCUCUGUUCUUAUUAUGCCUCCUCUCAGAUCUUAGAUUGCUCGGAUUUUUCACAUCCGAUUUUUUUUUCCUAACCGGAAUAUUGGAUUUUGGGCUAUUCGAUCCAUGAAGGAUCCGAUAUUACUGAAUUGAAUUUGAGAGUACCCAUUUGAUAUCUGAUAUACUAUUUGCCGCUCUCUGGGUAAUUCCUUGGAUAAGAAAAAUGGAAUCGGAUCUCGGAAAACUCUUCAUAGGUGGAAUCUCCUGGGACACAAAUGAAGAUCGUCUCAAGGAGUAUUUCAAAUCUUAUGGAGAAGUAGUGGAAGCUGUGAUCAUGAAGGAUAGGACCACAGGUCGUGCCCGUGGUUUUGGCUUUGUUGUCUUUGCCGACCCAACUGUGGCAGAAAGAGUUGUUAUGGAGAAGCAUACUAUAGAUGGUAGAACGGUUGAAGCGAAGAAGGCUGUUCCAAGGGAUGAUCAGCACAUUCUGAAUAGAAACAAUGCUAGCAUUCAUGGAUCACCGGGUCCUGCCCGCACUAAAAAGAUAUUUGUAGGAGGUUUAGCAUCCACAGUCACCGAGAGUGACUUCAAGAAGUACUUUGAGCAGUUUGGGACAAUCACAGAUGUUGUGGUAAUGUAUGAUCACAACACUCAAAGGCCAAGGGGCUUUGGAUUUAUCACUUAUGAUUCAGAAGAUGCAGUAGAGAAAGUGUUAGUUAAAACAUUCCAUGAACUGAAUGGUAAAAUGGUUGAGGUCAAGAGGGCUGUCCCUAAAGAGUUAUCUCCAGGGCCCAGCAGGAGCCCCUUAGGUGGAUAUAAUUAUGGCCUGAGCAGGGUCAAUAGCUUUCUUAAUGGCUAUACUCAAGGAUAUAAUCCGAGUUCAGUUGGAGGCUAUGGAGUUAGAAUGGAUGGUAGAUUUAGUCCAGUUGCUGGUAGUCGGAGUGGAUAUCCAUCAUUUGGUCCUCCUGGUUAUGGAAUGGGCGGCAUGAAUUUUGAGCCAGGACUGAGCCCAAGUUAUGGGGCAAGCUUUGGUACUAAUAUAGGUUAUGGACGGGGAUUGAGCCCUUACUACAGUGGGAACACAAGUAGGUUUGGUAGUCCUAUUGGGUACAAUGGAAGUAAUGGAGGGAGCGGUUCUCUUUUAAGCUCAAGUAGCCGGAAUGUGUGGGGAAAUGGGGGGCUUGGUUAUGUCUCAAACUCUACAAGUUCUAGUGCUUACAUGGGCUCUGGUAGUGGGACUAUUGGAGGUGCUUUUGGCAAUAGUGCAGCAAAUUGGGGUUCUUCUCCUAUUUCGGCUCAAAGUGGAGGGAGUUCUUCUGGCUUUGCCAGCGGGAAUCUUGGUUAUGGAAGUGGUGAUAGCAGUUAUGGGUUGGGUGGAGGAGGGUAUGGAAGAAACAGUGGAACUAAUGCUGCUACAGCGUCAUCAUAUGCUGCAUCAAGUGGUGGUUAUGAUGGAGCUUAUGGAGACUUCUAUGGUGGUGGUUCAGUUUAUGGUGACCCUACUUGGCGGUCUGCAACUUCAGAGCUAGAGGAGUCUGGCUCAUUUGGGUAUGGUCUCGGCAGUGCAGCUUCAGAUGUUACAGCUAAAAGUUCUGUGGGUUAUGUUGGUGGUUAUAGUGUUGCCAAUAGACAAUCAAAUAGAGGAAUUGCUGCGUAGGAGGAUCAUUAUUUCGAUAUCACGAGGAUAUUGUAGGUGAAGGUAAUCCAGUGAACCAAGUAAACGACUGUGAAUUUCGUACAUCCCCCUCAUUAAUAUAUUUAAGCUAAAAAGAAAUUGAUUAUCUAGAGCUAACUGGAGUGGCUAUUUUGAAGACGCUGAAUUCAGAAAGAGCAGUUACAAGGAAUUUUGUGUAAGGAUUGAAAAAUUUGAGGUUUUUUAAUUAAUUUAGGAUUUCUUAUUUGGGUUUGAUUGAGAUGUAAAAUCAGCUUGCGGGAUAUAUUCAGAAAAGAGUGAUUCCAAUCAAUGUAUCGUUCUUCUUUGGCGAUACACAAAGACAGACUCUUUUUCUUUUUAAUUUCUUUCCCCCCUGUAAUGUCUCAGGCAAAGUUGCCGGUUCUUGUCAGGUAUGUUUUCUUUCAUUUUUUUUUUUUUGGGUUUUGUCUUUUUCAGAUUGUACCAGAGGUUCUGGGUGAUUACUAGUGUGAAACUUUUGAGGGUUACCCAUCUGGGUCCCAAAGAAUAAGUUACGAAAUAUUCUGAUUCAUUUCUAUGGGAUACAUUGAACUUCUUUCUACAAUAAAUUUAAUCUUCACUA